Molecule: messenger RNA, 696 nt
Organism: Notothenia coriiceps (black rockcod)
Lineage: Eukaryota; Metazoa; Chordata; Actinopteri; Perciformes; Nototheniidae
Product: protein C19orf12 homolog
Exons: 3
Coding region: 125-550 (141 amino acids)
Source: RefSeq, a predicted model, not a curated record
UUGCGGUCAGUCAUACAAGCCCAGAAAUCAAGAGUAACCGUCUGACCAGUACAUAUCAUAACAACAUUAUAGAAAUAAGAAGACUGACAAAACAUAUUGAUGAGGAUUUCCUAACACUGCAAGUAUGUGUCAUCGAAUUAAUGAUGUCAUGAAGCUGUGUUGUGAGUUAUCUGCCCAUCAGCAAAUCCAGACCACAGUGAAAGGCUCGGGAAAGGGAGCCGCAGCAGCAGGGGGGCUCGCCUUUGCUGGAGGCCUGGUUGGGGGUCCCCUUGGUAUUGCAGUCGGCGGUGCUGUUGGGGGCCUCCUGGGCUGCUGGCUGACCAGUGGACAAUUCAAACCUCUGCCUCAGAUCAUCAUGGAGCUCAGCCCCCAGCAGCAGCAGAAGCUUUAUGAGGGUCUCAUGGCGGUCCUGGGGGACAUUCAGUGGACAGAUGUGCUUCAGUUAACUACUCUAGUGAUGGGGAACGCCGCCCUGAAGCAGCAGGCUACAGCCGCCCUCCUCGGGUACAUCACCAAGGAGCUCCAGGCGGAGGUGCACUAUGUGGAUUAGAGUCUGUGGAGUCAGGGGCGCAGAAGGAUGGAGCCUUUGAAAAGAAUGUGAACUUUUGUUUUGAGAAACUCUUUACUUAAAGUGGACCUUUCAUGCUAUAUUUGAAUAAUAUAUUGUAAAGGGCCAUACCUAUAUAAAACAUGUCU